Messenger RNA from Synchytrium microbalum, 2193 nucleotides. RefSeq lists its product as uncharacterized. Gene Ontology annotation, biological process: endocytic recycling; Golgi to vacuole transport; retrograde transport, endosome to Golgi. The coding region runs from base 1 to 2193 and encodes 730 amino acids. Gene Ontology annotation, molecular function: syntaxin binding. NCBI's taxonomy places the organism in Eukaryota, Fungi, Chytridiomycota, Chytridiomycetes, Synchytriales, Synchytriaceae. Gene Ontology annotation, cellular component: GARP complex. The record is from RefSeq and is a predicted model, not a curated record. The transcript is spliced from 17 exons.
AUGUCCGCGCAGAGUACUUCUUCUGAUCAUGAUGCAGGCGGUGCUACUCCUGCUGUGGACAUGAACACUGCUGCUGCUACAUUUGUAUCGUCGCUGCUCGCUGAAGAUGAUGAACAUUCACGCGUAGUCGAAGGAUCUGGUGGUCCCGAGCUUCCAAAGGCUCAAUUAUACGUUGAAGAUCGACUUACGGAAUUUCAAGAUCACGAGCUACUCAAAUCCGCAUUUGCCAAAGGAGUCGAUUUACGUGAAUAUGCCAAGCAGAUUGAAAAGGAAUUGGAUGAACUGGAGCAGGCACAUGUUCUAGAUUAUGUGAAACAGAGCCCUGCAUUGGCAGAUCUGCAUUCUCAGAUACAGAGUUGUGACAACAUCCUCGAGCAUAUGGAAUCACUGCUUAGUGACUUCCAAGCGACGCUGGGCAAGAUCAGUGAAGAAAUCGAGACUUUGCAAGAGCAAUCCCAUACCAUGAAUAUCAAACUCAAGAAUCGGACGAAUCUGGAGACACUGCUCAACGCCGUUUUGGAUGGUGUUGUGAUUAGUCCGGAUCUGAUAAAAAAGAUAUGUGAAGGAGAAGUAAAUGACUUCUUUCUGACACAUUUGAAUGAUCUGAAUAAGAAAAUGUCAUAUGUGAAGGCUCAACAGAACAAACAUGUGCGAGCAUUCAAGGAUGUUGGACCAGAGCUAGAGCGAUUACGGCUCAAGGCAACUGAGAAAAUACGAGAAUUCCUACUCCGCAAGAUCGAAUCACUACGUGCACCAAAUACAAAUAUCGCCAUGAUUCAGCAAAGUGUGCUGUUAAAGUACAAGGACCUGUAUUGGUUUCUGUUGGAACGAUAUGCUGAUGCUGCUGGUGAAAUAAGGGUUAACUAUGUGAAUACUGUUGGAGGUUACUAUUUGAUGUGCUUUGACAAGUAUUUGAAAUCUAUGCAGAGGCUGCAAACGGUCAUAGCCGACAAGUUUGAUCUGAUUGGAUAUGAGGAGAGUGUCAAGAAAGGUCUCUUCAGUGGCAAACUAGCACUCAAAGACAAAACCAACGUCUUCACAUUGGGUGAUCGGCUUCAAGUCUUGACAAAUCCGCCAGACACAGGAAUCAUCCUACCUCAUAUAGCCGAAGAUCGCAAUCUGAGAUUUCCAUUUGAAGCCAUUUUCAAAAGCAUCAAUCGACUACUCAUGGACAAUGCGUCAUCCGAGUAUAUAUUUGACAUUGAGUUCUUUGCUCCCUCACGAGUCGUGCAUAAGCCCGGCGUGGCGAAUGCGCCAGGUAGUGAAUUGAUGUAUCUGCAGGCUGUAUUCAUGGAGACAUUUGAUUCCACUUUGAAGCUGUUAGCUGCAAGCAACAAGCAAUACGUGGACGCAAGUUUUGAUGCUGUCGGAAUACUUCUCUGCAUACGGCUCAACAUGCAAAACAUCAUGAUUCAACAAAAGAGAUGUGUGCCGUGUCUUGAAAACUAUAUGAAUGCUACGAACAUGGUGUUGUGGCCUCGUUUUCAGGCUAUUAUGGACAUGCAUAUCGAGUCUGUCAAGAAGGCUAUACCGGGUAAAUUGUUACCUACGAAGGACGUGCAUCCUCAUUAUUUGACAAGACGUUACGCAGAGUUUUCUGCGUCAAUACUGACUCUGAAUCAAGGAUAUGAUGAUGCUCUUUUGAUCAAUAGUCUUCAAAGGCUCCGCACAGAAGUAGAAGCACUGCUAUUUAGAAUGUCUGGUGAAUUUUCAGAUAGAAAGAGUCGACUUGUGUUCAUGAUCAACAAUUAUGAUUUGGUUGCUUCCAUUCUGACGGAACAUACGGCAUCCUCAUUUGAUCAAGAAAAGGACUACUUUGGUGGAAUGUUGACCAACAAGACCACGGAAUUCGUGGAAGAAGAAUUGAAACCCGUGUUUGGGUUUUUGAUGAACUUUGUUAAUCAUGGCGAGCUUGAACAGGAUGUGAAUAAUAUACAGCCAGAAAAAUUCGACCAAGUCGCGUCCGAAUUCACCGCAACAUGGAAGAAUGCAUUAAACAGUAUCAAUGCUUCCGUCAUACAAUCGUUUCCCAACUUUCAGAAUGGUGCUCGAGUGCUACAGUCUGUUUUGACGAGACUGGUGUUAUACUAUCGACGCUUCUUGACAUUGUAUGAGAAGAGGUUUGGGAAUGGGAAGAAGAGGAGUGUGCAGCCUGUUGGGUUGCAGAGUCUGAUGGUUGAACUAAAGAAGUGA